Scophthalmus maximus (turbot) is the source of this 2890-nucleotide messenger RNA. Its product is annotated as vang-like protein 2. Gene Ontology annotation, biological process: establishment of planar polarity; multicellular organism development; Wnt signaling pathway, planar cell polarity pathway. Gene Ontology annotation, cellular component: plasma membrane. The record is from RefSeq and is a predicted model, not a curated record. Lineage: Eukaryota; Metazoa; Chordata; Actinopteri; Pleuronectiformes; Scophthalmidae. The transcript has 8 exons. Bases 254 to 1834 code for a protein of 526 amino acids.
UUCUCUCGGACCCCCCCCCCCCCCCCCCCCCGGUUCUUUGUGCUGCAGCACUUUCCCCUGUCGGAUAGAAAAGGCCUCCAAGAUAGAUUCCCUCAGGAGUAAAGUGGACUUGCUGCGCCUCCCCCUGGCCCUCUCCUCCAAGUCCAUCAGCGACCGCAAGAGCCAGCUGGGCGUGGUCUGGGAGAAGGGCGGCGGCGGCGGCGGCUCAGGGGCAGCACGGGCUCAGAAACCCCGCCCACCGCCGGCCUCCGACAUGGACAACGAGUCGAUGUACUCGAGCUACUCCUUCAAGUCGUCCCACUCACGGACGUCCCGCAAACACAGAGAGCGGCGGGACAAGCAUCGCUCAAAGAGCCGCGACGGCACCGUCCGCGGGGACAAGUCGGUGAGCAUCCAGGCCCCCGGGGAGCCGCUGCUCGAUGCCGAGUCCACCAGGGGAGACGACAGGGACGACAACUGGGGCGAGACCACCACGGUGGUCACCGGCACCUCGGUGGACAGCGUCUCCAACGAGGACCUGACGCGGAUCUCCAAGGAGCUGGAGGAGUCCUCGCCGCUGGAGUGUCGCCGUUACCUCGGCGUGGUGCUGGGCGCCGUCCUGGGGCUCUUUGCGCUCGUCACGCCUCUGGCCUUCUUGGCCCUCCCGCAGCUGCUGUGGCGGGACAACCUGGAGCCGUGCGGCACGCCGUGCGAGGGCCUUUACAUUUCCCUGGCCUUCAAGCUGCUGAUCCUCCUCAUCUCCACCUGGGCGCUGUUCCUGCGCCCGCCCCGGGCCACGCUGCCGCGCUUCUUCAUCUACCGCUGUCUGCUGCUGGCGCUGGUCUUCCUCUUCGUGGCGUCCUACUGGCUCUUCUACGGCGUGCGCGUGCUGGAGCCCAGGGAGACGGACUACAGGGGGAUUGUGGGCUACGCGGCCUCUCUGGUGGACGCGCUGCUGUUCAUCCAGUACCUGGCCCUGGUGCUGCUGGAGGUCAGACACCUGCAGCCGGCCUUCUGCCUGAAGGUGGUGAGGACGACGGAUGGAGCCAGUCGCUUCUACAGCGUGGGACAUCUCAGCAUUCAGCGGGCAGCGGCGUGGCUCCUGGACCAGUACUACAGCGACUUCCCGGUCUACAACCCCGCCCUGCUCAAUCUGCCCAAGUCCAUCCUCACCAGGAAGAUGUCCGCCUUCAAGGUCUACAACCUAGAAGAGAACAGCACCAACGCCUCCACGGGCCAGUCCAGAGCCAUGAUCGCAGCCACGGCUCGGAGAAGAGACAACUCCCACAACGAGUUCUACUACGAGGAGGCGGAGGUGGAGCGGAGGGUCCGCAAGCGCAAGGCCAGGCUUGUGGUGGCAGUGGAAGAGGCCUUCACCCACAUCAAGCGUCACCAGGAGGAGGCGGCGGCGACCGCAUCCUCACCCAAACACCCGCGGGAGGUGAUGGACCCCAGGGAGGCGGCGCAGGCCAUCUUCGCUCCCAUGGCGCGGGCCAUGCAGAAGUACCUGCGUGCCACCAGGCAGCAGUCGUACCACAGCAUGGAGAGCAUCAUCAACCACCUGCAGUUCUGCAUCACGCACAGCAUGACGCCCAAGGCCUUCCUCGAGCGCUACCUCAGCCCCGGUCCCACCCUCCAAUACCUGGACGGCAGUAGGGGGCGCCAGUGGACGCUGGUGAGCGAGGAGCCCGUGACGGCCGCGCUGCGCCGGGGCCAGGUCUUCACCCUGAAACGGCCAGACUUCUCCCUGGUCGUCACGGCGACGCCGCUUCCCUUCCUGAGCCUGGGCGAGGAGUUCGUCGACCCCAAGAGUCACAAGUUUGUCAUGAAGCUGCAGUCGGAAACCUCGGUGUAGUGGCGGCGGAGAGGGACUCUCGCUGCACACAAAACAACAUUUUGGGGUUUUUUUUCUAUCUGGUGAUUAAUGUGUCGCGUCUGAAAUAUGAACUUACAGAAAAGAAGAGGCGCGGCGACAGAAGUGCCACAACGCUGACCUUGUUUCUAGGAAAGAUUUUUUUUAAAACAUGACACAUCUCCCACAGUGCUGACUGUCAACUUGUGAUAAUGCACUUUAGGCUGCGUCCGCUUCCGAUCACACCAAGCGAGUCUGUUCUUCAGUCAUGGGACAUUACACAUUUUGGAUUAAUGCGUUAUUUCGACUCUAUACAUUGGAUUGUAGCCACACUUUAAAUUCAUGUAAGACUGAUUUCAGAGGAUUUGGACAUCUACGACUUGUGGUGAACAUUAAAAGUCUUCCACCUCUGUAAGAACAGCGUGUAGCUGCCCUCUUCAUUUAACGCAGCCGACCUUACUUCUCUUUCUUUCUUUUGUUUUUACCUGAUCUUCUCGUUCACGGUCCGAAUCGAGUGGAGAGCGACAACGCCGCCCAUGGACCACUUCCUCUUCCUUUUCUGAUUCCGACGAGCGGCUUGCUGAAUAGCGGCCACGCAUUCUUCCUACUUGUGAGACGAAGUAGGAAGGAAUAAACACUCGAUGGACUUCUGCCGCGUUGAUUUCCCCCGUUUUAGUGAAUCGCUUUUAUUGUCUUGGAUUUCCUCCCAACGUACGUGUUGUUGUUCAUUUGUUUGUGCACUAAUAUUCAGUUACACUGGAAGUUUUUCACCUCUGCAUAAGCUCCGGCACAUGACGGCCAGGUACUGCCAGUGUGCUUCUUUUUCACCUGGAUUACUGUCUGAUAUUUUUUUUUAUGCGUGUGCCCGUUAUCAAACUUGUCACUUGUGCUCACUCUCUUUGAGGCCAUUGGCAAACUUCUCGCAGCCUCACGUUCAUGUUGGUCAACAGCCAGAGCCGACUGUAUUACACUUGGGUACGGACUGGGAAGCAGAUCCGGGAUGUCAAAAGUUUAUUGUGUUGUGUGUUUUUAAUGACUAAUAAAUCAUUUCAAUUAUCA